Oryctolagus cuniculus (rabbit) is the source of this 9786-nucleotide messenger RNA. The record is from RefSeq and is a predicted model, not a curated record. Lineage: Eukaryota; Metazoa; Chordata; Mammalia; Lagomorpha; Leporidae.
UCAUUAGAUGCGGGCGCUGCGGGCGGUGGCUUUACCCGCUCCCCCACAGUGCCGGCCCCUCCUGGGAGCCUUUCCCCGUGGGAUCCAGCUGUCUGCUAACAUGCCUGGGAAAGCAGAGGGAGCGGCCCAAGGACUUAGGCCCCUGAACCUGGAGUGGAGCACCGGAUACAGUCCCUGGCUUCUGCUUCGGCCUGGCCCAACCCCGGCCUUAGUAGCCACCUGGGGGUUGAACCCCCAGAUGGACGAUCCUUGAGCGAGAGCAAGAGGCAAGAGUGCUCGCGAUGCCCCAUGCUCUGCUUCUCUCCCCAAGCGGCUUCAACGGCCAGCGCCGGGCCAGGCAGAAGCCAGGAGGCUUGACCUCCAUUCAGGUUGCCCAGGAGGCAGGGAGGCGUGGUCCCUGGGUCACAGCCUGGAGAGGCCGCACUGCAAGCGGCCCUGGGGCGUCGGACGCUGGACACGGCAGGCAGCGCGCAGGUGCGUCCCGUGGCGCCACGGCGGCCGCCCGUGGGGAGUGCGCCUGCGCCCGGCGCUGUGACCCGGAAGUGCCCCUUGUGUCCCGCGGUGCUCAGGUAGGAGUCCUCGCAGCGUCCCGUCCGCUCCUGCCGGAGAGUCGGUGCAAGCCUGCGGGAGCCGUCCUGGACGCUGCCAGCAGAGCCUGCGGGAGACCCAGCGUCCCCCCGGGUCAGGCCAGGCUCAGGCCGGGCUCAGAGAGGCUGCGGCCCGAGACAGCCGCAGCAGUUACCUUGCAUUUCUGGAAAUUUGUAGGCGCGGUCCUCUUCUUCGGCAGCUUCCGGAAGACUACCCCUCGGGACUUGGUUCCUGUUCCAGAGGAGCAGAAACGCUCUUUCGUUGCGUCGUGGAGUUUUUUGUUGGAACAUGUGCUGAGCACUGACGCUAAGCCUUCGAACAAGGAGGUGAGCAGCCAAGAGCAACACCUGCAGGAAGGGCCGGGCUGCUGGUGUCGGAAGAGUGGCAGUAGAUUCAACAGGACCCUCAGGUUCGUCCCUCCUCGCCUGACAUUUGUGCCUGCACCUGGGUGAUGCAGAGUCUUGUGUGCUGUGAGAUGGUGAGUCUGGAUGCACCAGAUGAUUGCCGGCUGCCCCUCACAUGCUGCCAGGCACCACCCAGGACAUGGUUAAGAAAGUAGUUGCCCCCUCUGCGACUGUCUCAGAUGGUGAAGUGUCGUAUCUCAGACACCAAGGAAGUUCACAUAGAGGUACACACCUUGCUGUGGAUGGAGACACAAAGCCUGCUCAAAGACUGGACAGGGACACAUUGAGAAGGGCAACCUUGCCGUGUUCCUGACAGGAAGUAGUCUAUAAAUCACCGGGCAACAGAGUUGGCAGCUCUCACGGAACUGCAUCAAGAUCCUGUCCGACUUGUCUGGAAAGCACAAAUAGAUGGUGUCAUGUUUGCACAGAGGUUGACCAUAAACUGUCCCUUUUUCUACUGCAGUGGGUGUCCAGAGCAUGUUAAACACCACACUACAGAAGGAGCCUCUAUAUUUCCCUGUAUGGUGUACAAUUAGAAAAAAAGAGAGCUACUGAGGCUGUUAGGUAUUCUUGAGCGAGUAUGUGCAGCCCCCACCCCUGAAUGGCAAAGCUGCCCAUAGGACAGUCCCAUACAAGCUACCUUGGACCCAGUGGAAUUGUUUAUUCACUUACUUAAGCAUUAUUCAUUGUUUCAUUGAAAGACAAGAGAACAAAUUUCCCAUUGGCUGGAUCACUCCACUUGAGUGGCAAGGGCCCAAAUAUCUGAGCCAUCCUCUGUUGUUUCCCAGGGUAUGCAUAAGCAGGAGCCUGGAUUUGAAUGCAUGACCAGGUAUUGAUCCUCUGUAAUUACUCUGUAAUGGGAUGCUGGCACCAAAGAUGAUGUCUUUAAUUGCCAUGCCAAAUACAAUGUAUUGAUGCCUUUAUAUUCUAAUUUAUUAGAAUGGCAGUGUGAGAUAGAGAAAAAUGUUUCCAUCUGUUGGCCUCAACCCCAGAGCCUGCAAACAUUAUGGAAGGGCUGGGCCAGUCGGAAGCCAAGAGCUCCAUCCACUUCUCUCACAUGGUGGAAGAGACCUAAGUAUCUGACCCAAUGCCUGGUGCCCAUCAGAGUGUACAUUAGCAGGAAACUGGACUGCAAGAAGAUUGUACGGAAAUCCAGGCACUCUGAUAUGGGGCGUUGAUAACCCAAAUGGCAUCUUAACAACUCUGUCACAGUUCCUUGGCCAUUGUUAUAUUGUAAUGAUUUUUUAUUUGGAAAAAAAAAACAUUAUGGAGGGAGAGAUAUAGGGAUACCAUUCAAUCCACUACCUCGCUCUCCAAAUGGCUGCAUCAGCUACAGAUUAGCCAGGGUGAAGCCAGGAGCAGGAACUCCAUCUUCUUCUCCUACAUGGGUUGCAGAGGCCUGAGAUCUUCAGACAUGAUCCACUGUCUUUCCAUGCACCUUAGGAGGAAGCUGGAGUGGAAGCAUAGCAGCUGGGGCAUGACCCAGCACUACAAUAUGAAAUGGAAACUUUGUUAGCUGAUGCCUUACCUGCAGUUCCACAACGUCAGCAUACCCGUCGUUAUUUGUAAGAGCGGUCCCACCACAGGACCAAGCAAAACUUCUGGCCCUGUUGGCAGCCACUUCAGAAGUUAAUCAAGUUACGCAAACGCUAAGCACCCUGGGAAAUACCAAGGUGGACACGUAGAGUGUUCACAGCCAGAGUUUCCUUCAACAUCUCCCUGCAAUCCAGUGCUAUGUAAUCAAAUGUGGUGCUCUCUGACUUGCUCUGAUCCAUUGUGCACAUGAUGGGGCCUAUUCUGAACAUCAACAACAAAGUCAAUGGCUUUGCAGGCUGCACUGCUGCCUACUGGCUCAUUUCAGGCAAGUCUUAUGAGUUUCUCCAGACCCUCUGGACACCACUGAGGCCCUUCUAGACAGAAGACCACCAGAGAUUCAACAAUGGUAGGCUUCUUCUGCAUACGAAGGGUAAGCUGUCAUCACCAGGCAACUUUAUGGAUGACAACCACCGUGUAGUAGGGUCACAUUAUAGAGCCUUGUGGGUCAUUGGGCACUAACUCCUACGGCAUUGUGAUCUUUCCCAGUAGAGUGCAUCUGCCCAGCAAUAUUCAUUGACAGACUAUGGAAAGGACAUGCCCUUGGGUCGACUGCCAUGGCCACCAUUAAGACAGGACCCGACCUCUUCCCAUGAGUCCUUGUGUUGCUUCUGCCCACUGCUCAGCUAUCAUUUCUGUUCCUUGGUAUGGACAGCCUAACACUUCUGUUCUUCACCUAGAUCAAGCCCAAGUCUUUUGUACCGAUGUGGCAUGCUUGCCUAGAGCCUGGACAUUUAACACACACCUCCCUAUAUUGUCAGCACCCUAAAAUAGCCACUCAAGCAAGACAAGUGGGGAAUUGGCAUAGCUGUCCCUGACGUAGUAGAAGUAUUAUCUGAAAUACGCUGAGUCAUCUAUUAACCCACCCAUCAAGCACCUUCUCAAAGCUGGAGGAUAGGAUUGGAGGCAUCCUGCAGAUUACCACCACUUCAAGAAGGUCAUGCCUCGCUUUGAAUUUGCCUUACUUGACAUUACCAGACUGCCCCUGAGAAUUUUGCCAUUAUUGGUGUGGCAAGCACUUUAUUGUGUCCCGUGGAGAUUUGGGGCCAUUUACUUUUUAACUUGAAGGCCAACACUGCACCUUUAUGAGACUUCCAGUGGGCUGCCUCUCUGGUCCCCCAGGGCUCGGGGUCUGUGUUAAUAGGCUCUGGCUGGCCUUCCGUUGUCAUCUAGCAUCCACCUGUGACUGUAUGUUGAGGACAUCGUUUCAACUGAUAAUCAAGAGGAGGAGGAAAAAUGGGCCUCAAACAUCAGCAUCUGACGACUUGUCCCAGUUGGUGUGGACCUUAGUCCCAUAGGAGGUGAGAGCUUGCAACCUCAAAUUUUUGGUCUACGUUUUGAAAAAGGAAUUCAGAAAAAUUCCUCAGCAAAUCCUCAGUGACUGGGUUUCAACCAAGGAAGCCCAGCACAUUUUCACUUUCUGAUAACACCAACAUCCUCACCUCUAGUGAACUCUUAAGACCCACCUGUCUCACCAGUCACCCACAAGGAUGCACCUUGGUGGAUAGUUUGUGGUUCUGAGGCUCACACGGGUAAAGGACUUGAACUUAGCUGUGAGCUUUUAGUGACACUACUGUUUGACUCACAGAGAAUUUGGACUACCUCACUCAGCAUCAUGAGCUGGGUCCUGGCCUCCAGCCACUGGGAAUCUCUAGUUAGAUGGAAGUGGACAGAAUGUGUGAUCAUCCUACUGGUUCUUGAGCAGCCCACCCUCACUCAAGGCCAUCUUGAAAUUCACAUGUCCACCAAUUCUUGGGACAUCACCAAUUGCUGGUGGCCUUUGUGUGGCCUCAGACUGGACAAUCCAUACCCUUGCAUUGGAGUACCCCCUUUGGUGGGACACUGUUGAUAUCUGUGCUACGGGCCUAACCUCACUGACCAACUCUCAGCUAUUUUGAUUGCCAAAAUUCUACUGCCUUUUAAUGUAGCAAAACCGCACUAUGUAUUAUCUACAUCCUUGCUUUCAUAGUGGAGUCUCCCUGGCUUAUAUUAUUUGGGACAUCAUAGACCUGUCGACUUGGAUUUCAGCUUGUAGCUUUCCUAUUGUAUCCAAGUCAGUUGUGGAAGUCCCCAAGGAAUGCCUGCUGUACAGACAAAACUGUCAUUCCUCUUUGUCGCAUGGUUGCAUUUGGAGUGGUGAUUAUUCACAUGCUACCUGGCAAGUGGAUUUUAUUGACCUGCUGUAGCAAAUGGCAGGUGCUUCCUGUUAUGUAAGCCUAUAGCAGACUUCUCUUGCUUCUUUUUUCAUGGCUGAAAAUGUCAUCAGAGUCUAAGUACUUCAUCCCUGGUGCAUUAAACAUGGAACCAAAAGUAUCUGAAAUACUUAGUUCCUGUCCAUUUGGUGUAUACACAGCAAUGGAGUUUCUAGUUCAUGUGAAGGUUAUUUUUUUUUUAAUUUUGAAGUUAACAAUAAUUGUACCUACUUAAAGGCUGCUGUAUGAUUUUUUGGUACAUGUCUGCAAUGUGUCCUGAUUAAAAAUGGGAUGAUCAGUAUUUCCCUUUGUUUGUUAGUACUUAUGAUUAAGUCUUGGGAUUUCUUCUGUAUGUUCAUACAACACAUACUCCAUUAUUGUGAGCUAUCCUCUCCAUUAUUCUGUGUAACAUUAGGAAGUCAUUUCUUUGAUCUUACUCUGAUUUGGUACCCAUCAUCCAAACUCCUUGCAUUUUCCCUCCAACCUCUUACAUCCCUUAUUAAUUAUUAUAUAUUCAUAUUGGUGUAUUUUAAAGAUUUAUUUAUUUUUAUUUGAAAGGCAGAGCUGCAGAGAGAGGGAGAGACAGAGAGAUGUUUUCCUUCUGCUCAUUCACUACCCAAAUGGCUGCAACAGCUGCAUCAGAGCAAAUUCAAAGCCAGGAGCCAGGAGCUUUUUGUGGGUCUCCCAAAGUGGAUGUAGGGGCCCAAGCACUAGGGCCAUCUUCCAUUGCUUUCUCAACCCAUAACUAGAGAGCUGGUUCAGAAGAGGAGCAGCAGGGUUAUGAACCGGUGCCCACAUGGGAUUCUGGCACCACAGGCAGAGCCUUAACCUACCAUGCCACAGCACUGGCCCCCCAAUUGUUUUUUUAGCUUGUGUUUGUGAGGGAGUGGGUACAGUAUUUGUCUUUCUGUGUCUGGAUUGUUUUCACUUACUUCUAGUUUCAUACAUCUUGCUUCAAGUGACAGGACUUCAUUCUUUUCAAAUGGCUGGAUAGUAUUCCAUUUUGCAUAUAUACAACAAACUCUUGACUGCUUCGUCUGAUGAACUCUCCGCUCAUUUUGUUUGCCAAGAUACUAUUCCCUUUUAGUGAGACAAAAAUGCAGUCUACUUUAUCUGCAUCCCUGCCCUCAUAGUGGAGACUGUGGUAGGAGAAUGAGUUUCUGCUCCCGGGCAUAUCUGAUUUGGGGACAUCUUAUGCCUGUCAAUUUGGAUUUCUGAUUGUGGUUUUCCUAUUCCAUCCAACUCAGUUGGAAAAGUCCCCCAGGAAUGUCUGCUUUGCAGACAAAACUUAAAUCAUUUCUUUUUCUCCCACGGUGGCAUUUGGAGAAGUGGUUACUCUCACAUUCCGCUUAGCAGGUGGGUUUUAUUGGUCUGCUAUUUCAAGAGACAAGUGAUUAUUAUUGAUGGGCACACCAGAUGCUCCUUGCUUUUUCCUUCAUGGCUGAAAAUGUGCUUUAAACAUGGGACUGUAGAUACAUGAGCUACUCCCUGGUGCUUCAGACAUGGGGCUAUAGAUACACAGAACUACUUAUACUUAGUUACUUUCUGUGGGACAUGUACCCAGUGGUGGUGUUGCUGGUGCACGGUAUUGUUCUGUUUUCUGAAAAUUUUGACAUUAGCAAUAAUUUCACAUACCUAAGGUCUACAGGAUGAUGUCUCGGUGCAUGUCUGCACUGUGUCCUGUUGAAAAAUGGGAUAAUCAGCAUUUCCCGUUCUUUGUCACUAUUUUAUGACAGAAGGCCUGGAAUUUCUUCUGUGUGUUCAUGUAAUAUAUACUAGGUUAUUGUGAACUAGUCUCCUCACUGUGCUGUGUAACGAUAGGAACUUACUCCUUUGAUCCGACUCUGAUAUUGUGCCCCUCAUCAAAACUCCCUUCAUCCGCCGCAGUGCCUACCAUCCUUUAUUAAUCAUUAUGCAGUCAGGUUCUUAGCUUGCGUAUGUGAAGCUGUGCACGUGUUAUUUGUCUUACUGUGUCUGGCCUUUUUCACUUAACAUGAUAUCCUCCAGUUGCAUACAUUUUGUUGCAAAGGACAGGAUUUCAUUUUUAAAUGGCUGAAUAGUAUUCCGUUUGGUAGAUACACAACAAAUUCUUGAUCUCUUUAUCAGAUGAUGGAUUCGUUGGUUGAUUCCAUAAUUUGGCCGUUGUUAACAGUGGUGCAGUAAUCAUGUUGGAACAGGUGUCUCUUAGAUCCAGUGAUUUCAUGUUUUUUGGAUGAAUACUGAGUAUUGAGAUUAUUGAGUCAGAUGGUGUGCUAUUCUUAGUUUUUAAGAAAUCUCCAUGGUGUUUUCCUCAGUGGUUGUACUCAUUUGGAUUCCCACACUCAGUAUAUGAAAGUUCUCCUUUCUCCAUAUCCUUGCUAGAAUUUUUUACGUUUUCUUUUUGAUAGGCAUUCUAGCGUUAUGAGGUGAUAUAUUUUUGGGGUUUUGAUUUGCAUUUCUUUUUUUUUUUUUUUAAAGAGAUUUUAUUUACUUGAGAGGCAGAGUUACAGACAGAGAGGUAGGCACACAAAGGUCUUCCAUUCGCUGGUUCAGUCCCCAGAUGGCCACAUUGGUGAGAGCUGAGCCCAUCCAAAACCAGGAGCCAGGAGCUUCUUCCCAGGUGGUUGCAGGGACCCAAGCACUUUGGCCAUCUUCCACUGCUUUCCUAGGCCAUAUGCAGAGAGCUGGAUCAGAAGAAGAGCAGCCAGGACAGGAACCAGUGCCCACAUGGAAUGCCAGCCCUGUGUGCAUAGACUUAGCCUAGUAUGCUGCAGUGUGGGCCCCUAUUUUCAUUUCUCUGAUGACUUGUAAUAGUUUUUUUUCAUGUAUUUGUUGGUCAUUUCCUUUUUUUUUCUUUUGAGAAUUGUCUUUUUAGACCCCUUGUGCCCAUUUCUUAACUGUAUUGGAUGCUUGAUUUUGAAUUUGUUGAGUUCCUGGUAUUCUGGCUAUUAAUCCUUUGUUGGAUAAGUAAGUAGUUUGCAAGUAUUUUAUCCCUUUCCAUUGGUGGUUUAUUCACUCUAUUACUGUUUUCUUUGCUGUACAGAAGCUUCAGAGUUUGAUCUAGUUUUACUUUUGCUACCUGAACUUCUGGGGUUUUAAACAAAAAGUCAUUGCCUCUACCUCUUUUAAGAGGUGUCUCCCUAUGUUUCGUAUUUUCAGGUCUUUGAUCCAUCUGAGUUGAUUUUUAUAUGUUGUGAAAGAUAGGCAUUUAAUUUCAUUCUUCUAUAUAUGCAUAUCUAGUAUUGUAAGCACCAUUUAUUGAAAAGACUACGGGAUUUUCAUCAAAAAUCAGGUAGCUGUUAUGUAUGUUUGUAUUUAUAUAUUUUUUCUCUGUUUUCAUUGACCUUUGUAUCUAUUUUCAUGCCAGUUUCAUCCUAUUUUAGUUACUAUAACUUUAUGAAAUCAGGUAUUGUUAUGCCCCCAGGUUUGUAUAGGAUCACUUUGACUUCUCUGGGCCUUCUCUGGUUCCAUAUGAAUGUUAGAAGUUUUUUUUUCUGACGGUUUAAAGAAUGUCAUUGGUAUUUUGAUAGGACUUGCAUUGAAUCUGUAGAUUUCCUAGGGAAUAUGAAGAUUUUAAUGUUAAUUAUUCUAAUUCAUGAACAGGGGAUGUCUUUACAUUUUCAUGUGUCUGACGAUUUAUUUCAGCAGUGCUUUAUAAUUUUAUUGUGAUCUUUCACUUAUUUGGUUGUAUUUAUUACUAAAUAGUUUUUGUAGCUAUUAUAAAUUUAGGUUUCUUUUUUCCUGUUUCCUACUUUUUAUUUAAAAUACACAAAUUUCAUAUACUUCAUAUAUAGAGGUUCAGGAAGAUGGUGAUACUUUCCACUCAACUCUCCAUCCCACCCGUACUCCCACCCGUACUCCCACCCUCCUUCCUUUUCCGUAUCCUAUUCCCAUUCUUACUUUUUACAAAGAUCUUAAACUAACCUUUACAGAGGAUCAUUAUUGGUGUGUAAGAAUGCAACUUUUUUUUUUUACAUUGAUUUGGUAUCCUGUAACUUAUUGGUUUAUCACUUCCAACAUAUUUUUACUGCGGUGUUUUAAGUUUUUCCGCCUAAAAUCAGUUCUUCUGAAAAAACAGGUAUUUUGAUUUCCUCCUUCCCAAUUUUCAUCCUUUAUUUCUUUACCUGAGUACUCUAGUGAGUACUUGAGAUACUAUAUUGACUAAGAAUGGUAUAUGUGGAGUUCUUAUCUUGUUCCUAAACUCUGGUGAAAUAUUUUCAGCUUUUUCCCAUUCAGUAUGAUAUUGGCUAUUGUUUAUCAUAUAGCUUUGAUAAUUUUGAAGUAUAUUUCUCCUGUACCUUGUUAGUAUAAUUUUUUUAAUCAUUAAGGGAUUUUGAAUCUUGUGACGGAAGCAUUCCCUGAAUCUGUUGAGAUGUUCAUUUAUUUUUUGUUGUUCGUUCUGCUGAUGUGAUUCCAUUGAUUUUUUUAUAGAUGUUGAACCACACUUGCAUUCCUGUGAUAAAACACACUUUGUCAUAUUACAUGUUGUGUGUGUAUAUAUGUAUAUAUAAUACAUAUGUGUUUGUGUGUAUAUAUGUAUAUACCAUACAUGUGUGUAUAUGUAUAUAUCAUACAUGUGUAUAUAUGUAUAUAUCAUACGUGUGUGUGUGUGUGUAUGGUAUCUUUUUGAUGCAUUGUUGCAUUCAUCACGUUUGCAAAGCCUCACAGCCUAGAAAGUGGUUGAAAUAAGAAAGCUUGAACUCACUACCCAUGCUUUUUCAAUCCCAGAAAAUCCAAAACAUUUUCCCUAGGCCACAGAAUGACAGACUGUACUAAAGAAAAUAUUCAAAACCUAAUUCCAGGGACUGGCACCGUGGUGUAGUAGGCUAAACCUCCACCUGCAGCACUGGCACCCCAUAUGGGUACCAGUUCAUGUCCUUGCUACUCCUAUUCCAAUCGAGCUCUCUGCUGUGGCCUGGGAAAGCAGUAGAAGAUGGCCCAAGUGCUUGAGCCCCUGCACCCAUGUGGGAGACCCGGAGGAAGCUCCUGGAUCCUGGAUUCAAUUCAGCCCACCUUUGGCUGUUGUGGCC